This is a messenger RNA of Armigeres subalbatus, 3723 nucleotides long. RefSeq lists its product as uncharacterized. Bases 1 to 3723 code for a protein of 1240 amino acids. Lineage: Eukaryota; Metazoa; Arthropoda; Insecta; Diptera; Culicidae. Gene Ontology annotation, molecular function: nucleic acid binding. The record is from RefSeq and is a predicted model, not a curated record. The transcript has a single exon. Gene Ontology annotation, biological process: DNA integration.
AUGGUAUCGGUGACCGUUUCAUCUCGUCUCAAUAAUCAACAAUUCCCGUUGGAGUGCUUGGUGCUCCCUAAGCUGACAGUGAAUCUCCCAACCAAGACUGUGGACAUCAGAACGUGGCAAAUCCCCCCACAUCUGCAGUUAGCCGACCCGCAGUUUUACAAAUGUCGUGGCAUCGAUUUAAUUAUCGGUGCCGAACUCUUGCCGCUCAUUCUUCAACCAGAGCAGAUUCCGUUCGAUGAUCAGCUACCACCACUUCAAAAAACAAGCUUUGGAUACGUGUUCUCUGGCAAGGUUUCCACCCCAGCAGUAAUCCCAGUUAUUUGCCUUAUUUCUACUUUGGAUAGCUUGGACGCUCAAGUAAAACGGUUCUGGGAAGUUGAAAAUUUUGACUUCGGCAAAUGUCUCACCACCGAAGAACAACAAUGCGAAGCACACUUCGCAUCAACGCACUCUCGUAAUAGUGAAGGUCGGUAUGUAGUGCGUUUGCCAGUCAAGGAGGAGCUGCUCCCUUCAAUCGGAGAUACUUGGAACAUAGCAGCACGUCGUUUCUCCGCUGUCGAAAGGCGUUUCCGUUCCGACGAGACUCUACGCAAGAGCUAUGCUGAUUUUAUGGAGGAAUAUGAGCGGCUCGGCCACAUGGAGGAGGUGAUGACUCGCGUCGCGUUGCCCCAAUAUUUCUUGCCCCAUCAUGCAAUUCUACGUCCCGAUUCGUCCACAACAAAAAUCAGAGUAAUCUUCGACGGUUCAUCGAAGAGCAGCAACCAACUAUCACUGAACGAUCUUUUGCUCACUGGACCUACUGUUCAGCCACCUAUGAUUUGCACCAUAAUAAAUUCUCGUUUUCAUCGAUUUGUAAUGAAGGCAGACGCAGAGAAAAUGUUCCGGCAGAUUCUUGUUCAUCCAGAACACCGUAAUUUACAGCAAAUUGCCUGGCGACAGGAGGAAUGCAAGCCGCUAAAGAUCUACCGCCUCAAUACUGUCACCUAUGGCACAUCUUGUGCCCCUUAUCUAUCCACACGAGUCCUAAACCAGUUAGCGGAUGAUGAAGGCAAUGACUUUCCGUUGGCCGCAUCUAUCGUUAAGAACGACUUUUAUGUUGAUGACCUUCUCACUGGAGCCAACACCAUCGAAGCUCUAGUUGAAGCCAGCACACAAUUGGAUGGUCUUCUGAAAAGAGGUGGUUUUACCCUCCGAAAAUGGAGUUCAAAUAAUCCGAGUAUCUUGGCCCACCUUCCAGAAAGUUUGAAAGAAGAUCAAACGUCACUAGAACUCGAUAGGUCGGAUUCGAUCAAGACGCUUGGCUUACUAUGGUUUCCGGUAGCAGACGAAUUCGGUUUCAAGGUUCCCGAUCUCCCACCUUUGCAGCAUGUUACAAAACGCAUAGUACUAUCGGAGAUGUCACAACUAUUCGACCCCUUGGGUCUCAUUGGCCCCGUAGUAGCAAGCGCGAAGAUGUUCGUUCAACAGUUGUGGCAGGAGAAAUUAACAUGGGACGAAGAGCUCCCCGAAACUCUACGAUCAUGGUGGCUGUCCUUUCGAGCUUCAACAAACAUUAUUCGAGAUCUUCGAGUACCUCGAUGGGUAUUCGGGGAAAAUACCACACGAUUCGAGAUGCACUGUUUUGUCGACGCCUCUUCGAAAGGGUAUGGAGCAUGUAUAUACGCAGUUUCAGAUGGUCCAUGCACGUCUCGAAGCUGCAACUUGUUGAUAGCCAAAUCACGCGUCGCGCCAGUAAGCGGUUAUUCGAUUCCAAGGUUGGAACUCUGUGCAGCUGUGCUGGGAAGUCAGUUGGCUGAUCAUAUCCGGCAGAAUACCAGAUUCAACGCCAAGAUUACCUUUUGGUCGGAUUCAUCGAUCGUGUUACACUGUAUUAGUUCUCCGCCGUCUUCUUGGAAGAUUUUCGUGUCUAAUCGGGUAGCAGAGGUUCAGAAGCUCAGCAAUGGAGCUCAGUGGCGGCAUGUCCCAACACUUGAAAAUCCAGCCGAUAGAAUAUCCCGUGGAGUACAACCGGAGGACAUCAUGCACGAUGCACUGUGGUGGCAUGGGCCGAAAUUCUUGCUUGACGAACCACAAUCCUGGCCAGAUCCUAUAAUUCUGUUAUCAGCUUUUGAUGUUCAACAACAAUCAACUGAGCAACGACAAACGGUUACGCUUUUGUGCAUCACAUCCGACGAUUCGCUUAUUCACGAUUUCUCCCAGCUCUCGCAUCUCCUCAGGAUCGCGGCGUACUGUUUGCGUUUUCUCAGGAACUGCCAGCUGCCAAAGCACGAUCGCAAUGUGGGAUCAAUCACUCCCAUAGAAUAUGAUAGCACCUUAAAAUCUCUGAUCCGAGUAGCGCAAGGUAAAGACUUCCAGCAGGAACUGCGCUUGCUACAAAAGCACAAGGAAGAUCCGCUGGCACUUCGUAAGGCUGAUUAUAAAUCACCACUGAAGGAUCUCGAUGUAUGGGUCGACGACUCCGGUCUUCUCCGAAUCAACGGACGGCUGGCGCAAUCUCGUGGUUCCUUUGACAGCCGCUUUCCAAUUAUCCUUCCGGCUGACCAUCACCUUUCGAAGCUGAUAGCCAACUCCAUACAUCACCAAACACUACACGCGGGGCCCACUCAAUUACUUGCAACCAUCAGGCAGCGUUUUUGGCCGAUUCGUGGCAGAAUUUUAGCUCGAAGGACAGUUCACCAUUGCAUGACAUGUACUCGAUUUCGUCCACCAGCAAGCAACCAGUUCAUGGCACCACUACCGACGAACCGUGUUACAGCAACGAAAGUAUUCGAAAUCACGGGGUUGGAUUAUUGUGGGCCGUUUUUCGUUCGAACACUGGCAGGAAGAGGUGCUUCGGUAAAGGUCUGGGUCGCAGUGUACGUUUGUUUCGCCGUAAAAGCCGUAGUCCUUGACAUUGUCGUCGGUUUAUCAACGGCGUCGUGCGUCAAUUCGUUGAGGCGCUUCGUGAGUCGUGUCGGGCGCGUCCGUACAAUACACUGUGACAACAGCAUCACGUUCGUUGGCGCGUCGCGCGAAGUUAAGGAGUUGCGGCAAGUUUUAGUUAAUCAACUGAAGGGCACCGCCUGGACGACAGAAUGUUUGGAGAGAGGCAUCGAAUUUCAAUUCAUCCCACCCCGUGCACCACACUUUGGCGGGCUUUGGGAGGCCGCAGUUAAGUCGUUUAAGCGGAUUAUUCAGAAGAUCAUCGGGGUAUCCACACAUCACUAUGACGACAUGCGUACACUGGUAGCGCAAGCGGAGUGCAUCAUGAACUCCAGGCCAUUGACGCCUCUUUCCAACGAUCCGCAGGACCUCUACGUCCUGACUCCUGGACAUUUUAUACUAGGAGAGUCCAUUUAUCAAUUGCCCGAACCAGAUUUUUCCCAGGUGCCGACUAAUCGUCUAAACCACUUCCAGGCCACACAACGUACCAUCGCUGAUCUUUGGAAGCGUUGGUCCAAGGAAUACAUCGGGCUUCUCCACCAACGACCAGCCAAGUGGAGGAAGACACCCACUGAGUUCCGUGUUGGUACAAUGGUUCUAAUAAAGAACGACAACGUUCCUUCGAAGCAAUGGCCCCUCGGUAGGGUUGUGGCUACCUAUCCUGGCAAGGACAACAUCGUGCGCGUAGUGGACGUGCGUACGCAACUUGGUGUCCGACGUCGAGCUACGUCAGAGCUUUGCGUUCUUCCUAUCGAUGCCGACCAAGAACUACCUAAGACUGUCCCUACUACAUCUUCUUGA